Messenger RNA from Caenorhabditis angaria, 3625 nucleotides. Lineage: Eukaryota; Metazoa; Nematoda; Chromadorea; Rhabditida; Rhabditidae. The record is from the annotation of a GenBank genome assembly.
AUGGCAAAGUAUUGUUUAAGUGAGUUUUUUUUGGGAAUUUCAAAUAUUGUGAAUGGUUGUAUUUGUUUCAGAGAAAGCUAGCAAACGGGUCAGUUGUGCAAAGAGGUAUAAAAUCGAGAAGAAAGUUCGUGAACAUAACAAAAAGGAGAAACGAAACGCCAAAAAGAAUGGGACAGGAAAAGCCAAGAAAGAGAAAUCAAUCUCUGUUCCAAACUCAUGUCCAUUCAAAGAAGAAAUUCUGAUUCAAGCAGAACAAGAAAGGGAGAAGAUUCGAAUUCGACAAGAAGCAGCCAAGGAAGCGUCUCGAAUUCAAAAAGUUGAGAAAAGAAAAAUGAAUCUUCCCGCAAAUUUCGAAGGAAUGGUUGAAAAAGCAGCCAAACAGGGAACAGAUUUCGAGAAAAAACAAGAAAAUCUCAAUUUGGAAAAUGCGAAUACAAUGGAUGACCGAACUAUCAAAGCAUAUGCAAGUGAAGUUAGGAAAACUAUCGAUAUUGCUGAUGUGAUUAUUCAAGUUCUUGACGCCAGAGAUCCUCUUGGUUCUCGUAGUAAAUCAGUCGAAGAACAAGUCUUGAAAGGUGGUAAACGUCUCAUUCUUUUGCUCAAUAAAAUCGAUCUUGUUCCACGGGAAAAUGUUCAAAAAUGGUUGGAAUAUUUGAGAGGACAAUUCCCAACAAUCGCCUUCAAAGCAAGCACUCAAGAACAAAAAUCGAAUAUUGGACGAUUCAAUAGCUCGAUUUUGAAUAAUACUGAAACUUCGAAAUGUGUUGGAGCGGAUAUUGUUAUGAAGAUUUUGGGAAAUUAUUGUAGAAACAAAGAUAUUAAGACUAGCAUUCGUGUUGGAGUUGUCGGAUUUCCAAACGUUGGAAAAAGCAGUGUCAUCAACAGUUUGAAACGUAAAAGAGCGUGUAAUGUUGGAAAUCUUCCAGGAAUCACCAAGUAAGCCAUUUUUUAAUGAUAAAUCACAUCAAAAUGUUUUCAGAGAGCUCCAAGAGGUUGAACUCGACAAAAACAUUCGACUCAUCGACUCACCGGGAGUUGUUUUGGUCAGUCAGAAAGAUUUGGAUCCGAUUGAGGUGGCGUUGAAGAAUGCGAUUCGUGUCGAUAAUUUGUUGGAUCCAAUUGCGCCGGUUCACGCGAUUCUUCGUCGUUGCAGCAAAGAGACUGUGAGUUGGCCGGGAAUUUCGAAAUUUCACGCUAAAAUUCCUGAGAUUUUUAAUGAAAUAUAUGAUUUCUUGUAGUUUUCGACACGCUGAUCACGGUUCCGCUGUCUAAAACUGCAAAGCUCAACUUCUAACAUGAGUUAUGACGUGGCAAAUUUGGGACUUUCAGAACUAGCCUUCAAAAUGAUUUUCAUGAAAAUCUAAUAGCCUAGGGUUGUUCAGGAAGAUCGAUUACAUAAGUAAAUUUCAAUUUUUCAAUUUGUGGUUAGCUUUGAAAUUUUUUUUGUUUUAGGAAUUCACGGGAUCGAAAAAUCUUUAGAUUUUUGUAUAUUUCAAAGUUGAUUACAAAUUGAAAAAUUGAAAUUUACUUAUGUAAUCGACCUUCCUGAACAACCCUAUGCUAUUAGAUUUUCAUGAAAAUCCUCGGUCAGAAAACGGCGGGGUCGCUACCGAUCGGAGCGGAGUCGCUACACAUUUUUUGUUCCCCGAAACGUGUAGCGACUCCGCCCCGAUUGGUAGCGACCCCGCCGUUUUCUGACCGAGUCAUUCUAAAGGCGAAUUCUGAAAGUUCCAAAUUUUCCAACUUUGCCACGUCAUAACUCAUGUUAGGAGUUGAGUUUUGCAGUUUUAGACAACGGAAUCGUGAUCAGUGUGUCGAAAACUACUAGAAAAACAUAUGUUUCAUUAAAAAUACCCCCGCGUUUCCAGCUCAUGCUCCACUACACUCUAGCCGACUUCAAUUCAGUCGAUCAAUUCUUGGCUCAACUCGCAAGACGAAUCGGAAAACUUCGUCGUGGCGCUCGACCGGAUAUGAAUGCGGCUGCAAAACGCGUGUUGAAUGAUUGGAAUACGGGAAAAUUGAGAUAUUAUACACAUCCACCAGAGCAAGGGUAAGGAUUGAGUAAUCUAUGAAUCCACGUGGAUUUUUUCGGCUUUGAAUGACCGAAAAUGUUCAAAUAUUGAUGAAUGAAACUCAAAAUGCACUUACUUAAUUUACAAAAAUUGAAUUUGAAAUUUAUGUUCAACUUCAAUUUUUUGUGAAUUAAGUAAGUGCAUUUUGAGUUUCAUUCAUUAAUAUUUUGAAAAAUGACUGAAAUUCACUAUUUUCAUUGCUGAAAAUCCAAUUUUCCAUCUGAAACUCAGAAUUUCAGCUGGAAAAUUGGAUUUUUGGCAGGGACGCGGAAGCUAUGCCCAAAUUUUGAAUUUUUUCCAGCUCCGCAAAAGACGAAAACAUUGUGCCAGCCGAAAUCGUCAGCCAAUUCAGUCAAGAAUUCGACAUCGACACAAUUGCGGAAGAGCAAAAACAAAUUGUUGAAGGACUUCCGAUGGAAAGUGAUAUUAUUGCACCACACAAUUCGAACGAUGAAGAAGAAGAAGAAGAUGAUGAAGACAUGGAAACUGAAGGAAAUACAAAGAAAAAGCAAAAACAGACUGUUGAAAGUGGAAGAAAAGUGAAGAUUGUGCGAAUGGAUGAUGUGAAACCGGGAUUGCCGGAAAAGUGAGUUUUUUCGGCUGAAAAUUUUGGAUUUUUCAUGAAUUUUGUACUAUUUAGCCUAGCAAUUGAUGGAAAUGUACAAUUGAACAAAUUGAUCAAAAAUGCAGUGAAAAAGAAUAAGAAGAAGGCGAAAAAGACUGGUAAGUUCUUUUUUUGAACUUGGGAAAAUUUGAAUUUUGAAAGAUUGGCGCUUGUAUCUACCAAAACUGCGUCAGCAAUAUUCAAAUAUAGUGCUGGCGUAUAUUUUGUAGCUGUAGAAAAAAAUCUCGAGAAUUAUUGAAAUGUAGUGUUGACGCAUAUUUUGUAGCUACCAAAAUUGCGUCAGCAAUGUUUAAAUCUAGUGUUGACAUCAUUUUUGUAGCUAGAAAAGUUGCGUCAGCAAUAUUCAAAUAUAGUGCUGACGUAUAUUUUGUACCUACAAAAAUUGCGUCAGCAAUAUUCAAACAUAGUGCUGACACAAAUUUUGUAGCUGUAGAAAAAAAUCUCGUUAAUUAUUUAAAUCUAGUGCUGACGUAUAUUUUGUAGCUGCAGAAGUUGCGUCAGCCAAAAAUUCAGUCUUGACGCCAUUUUUGUAGCUAGAAAAUGCGUCAGCAAGAUUCAAAAAUAGUGUUGACGUAUAUUUUGUAGCUACAGAAGGCGCGUCAGCAAUAUUUCAAUAUAGUGCUGACGUAUAUUUUGUAGCUACAGAAGGCGCGUCAGCAAUAUUAAAGAAUAGUGUUGACGUCAUUUUUGUAGCUAUGAAUUGCUAUCCUUUUCCACGUGGCAUUUUGAAAAAAAAACCUCAAAAAUUCACGUGGAUUAACAAUUUUUCACAAAAUAAAAUAUUUGUAAUCAAAUUUUGCCACGUGGCAUUUUUCCCGCUAAAAAACCCGAUUAAAAAAAAAUAACCCGAUUUUUUGCAGCUCAACGUUCGGACAAAUUGGCCGAUUCACUUGGAAAUCUGUUAGGCGGCGAUGCGAUGGAAGAAUAA